Molecule: messenger RNA, 834 nt
Organism: Syzygium oleosum
Lineage: Eukaryota; Viridiplantae; Streptophyta; Magnoliopsida; Myrtales; Myrtaceae
Product: putative invertase inhibitor
Exons: 1
Coding region: 37-558 (173 amino acids)
Molecular function (GO): enzyme inhibitor activity
Source: RefSeq, a predicted model, not a curated record
ACAUGAUCCAGACUCAUUCAAGAAGAAAAAAGAAAAAUGAGUCCCUGUCCUUCCCUCUCCCUCCUGCUCGUCUCCUUCCUCACCUCCCUCCACGCUGCAUCUGCAGAUGGCGGUGCCAACAGCGUAAUCCACGAAACGUGCACGAAAUGCGCCCAUGAAGACCCCACCAACGUCAGCUACAAGUUCUGCGUCUUGUCACCCGAGUCGAACCUGAACAGCCACCUCGCCGACCUCCGGGGCCUCGGCCUCAUCUCCAUCAAGUUGCUGCGGCACAACGUGACCGACACGAGGUCUUGCACCAAGAAGCUUCUGAAGAGCGAGAAGAUGCAUCCGUUCAUCAAACCAUGCUUGCAAGAUUGCUUGGAGCUGUACUCCGACGCGAUCCCGACGCUUAAAAAGUCGAUCAGACCCUACAAGUACAAGAAGCACUGGGACGUAAACAUCGACUUGAGCUCAGUGAUGGAAUCCUCGACGACGUGCGAGGAUGGGUUUGCAGAGAAAGUCGCGGCAUCGCCGUUGGCCGAGAGGAACAAGGACGAGUUUCGGUUGUCGGCUUAGGCUCUCUCGAUUGUUACGAUACUCUCGCGUUCUCCCCAUUAGUUAGGGUUGAACGUCGUGGCCUUGCAUUGCUGUCGACUCCUGUAUCGUCGUGUUUGGCAUACUUGAUCGUGCACUUGAAUUCGUUUAUUCGUUUGCUUAUGAACUGGUAUGAUAAUGCUGUGGUUUUCUUGCAUGAUUUAUUGAUUAUAUCGGAGUUCUUAGCGUUUCUCACUGCGGCCUAUCAAUUUUCUGUUUUCUCUUUCUCCUUGUGAUUAAUUGAAUGAUUUUGGAAGA